AUGCUAAUCAGCGUCUUUGUGACCUCUCCAGAUACUCACUCGGAACGGCGACUCGAGUCGAGCUUGACUGUACAGCAGCUCAAGGACAAGCUCACACCCAUCACUGGAGUCUCUCCCCAGAAUCAGGUGCUCCGUCUAUACCGGUCCAGCGAAUCUAAAGAGGCAAUCGCUAGCCUGGAUGAUGAGUCAAGAACGCUCGAAUCUUAUGGAGUCGCCGAGUUCAAUUGCAUCAAAGUCGACAAUACCGAUCCGACCGCUCGAGCUGGCGAGUGGAAUGACGUCUCCGGUGUAGACAAGUUCGAGCUGUCUGCGGAAGAAUAUGAGGCUCGCAACGAUACCGUCCUCUCGCACCUCAAAGCCAACAAGCUCGGCCGCUUCGCCGAUGUCCCAGAACCCCUCUCGUUCGCUCUUCCUCCUCCCUCCUCUGCUCCAUCGGAUGUCGUCGUCGGCGCAAGGUGUCAGGUCGAAGCUACGUCGUCGGAUCUGGCGAGAAUAGGAACGGUGCGGUUCGUAGGCGAGGCGGAGAUAGGGAAAGGAGGGGUAUGGGUCGGCGUGGAGCUGGAUGAGCCCACAGGGAAGGGAGAUGGAUCCGUGAACGGGAAGACCUUCUUCAAGUGCCGCCCAUCUCAUGCUGUCUUUGUCCGCUCAGACAAGAUCACAGUGGGUGACUAUCCAGAGGAGGACCUUAUGGACGAUGAAGACGAGAUCUGA
This is a messenger RNA of Dioszegia hungarica, 711 nucleotides long. RefSeq names its product tubulin-folding cofactor B. Gene Ontology annotation, cellular component: cytoplasm; nucleus; microtubule plus-end. Gene Ontology annotation, molecular function: microtubule plus-end binding. The record is from RefSeq and is a predicted model, not a curated record. Bases 1 to 711 code for a protein of 236 amino acids. The transcript is spliced from 5 exons. NCBI's taxonomy places the organism in Eukaryota, Fungi, Basidiomycota, Tremellomycetes, Tremellales, Bulleribasidiaceae. Gene Ontology annotation, biological process: cytoplasmic microtubule organization.